Molecule: messenger RNA, 10677 nt
Organism: Heterobilharzia americana
Lineage: Eukaryota; Metazoa; Platyhelminthes; Trematoda; Strigeidida; Schistosomatidae
Source: the annotation of a GenBank genome assembly
AUGAGUGAUAAACUGCUUCGACUUGAAGAUCCACUGCGCAAUAGUUCUUCUGUUUCAAACUGUAACGAUGGAAAUAUUCUUAAUGGUGACUGUGUACUGAACCAAAACGCAACUUAUGCUUCACGAAGUUACUCCAACGGUCAUGCCACAGAAUCCGGAAUUUCGGAGGACUGCGAUCGAGAUUUCGCAACUAAACCAGUAGUUACAAGGCCUACAUUAGGUGAAAAGCGCAACAGCACUGCAACUGGAAGUAGUAGCAGUGGAAUUGGGACAAUGCCAGGUGGAACCAACCGUCCAGGGUCAAAUAUCAUCAGUAUAAAUUCAUAUGAGAAAGAAAAAGUCCCACAAACUUCUCGUGAUAGAGAGAAGCAAUUCAAAAUGCCUGUUUUCAGUCAAGAUCAUUUGAAUGAUAAGCAAAAUAAAUCUCGAGAUAUAUCUCGCAUUCAUCUCACUGAUUCACAAUUAAUGAGACGUAAAACAUAUGGAAAUUCACGUGCUGCCAGUCCUUCAGUGAGUACAGAUAUUAACUCAGAAUCUCAUGUCCUUAAUGAUAAUCCUAAUGAUCAAUCUGGUCUCUCAAGAUCAAGAAAACGAGCAAGAAGUGAAGUCCCUAGGAUGGGAUCAACUGGUUCAAAUAAUUUGUCAUCAAAUCCUUUGCUUAGAUCUGUCAACGACGAUCAAGAAGACAGUGAAGAUGACGAACAUGUUGCCUUGAAUAAAGGCAACUCGCGUUCAGAUAUUGAAGAAGAUGGAUUUUAUACUGGAAAUGAUUUCGAUGUUGGGCUGCGUGGCAGACAACGACGUCAAACGUACCAGCUGAAUAAUAGGCACAGGGAUUCAUCUUUGGGUGGAUACGCACGUUCAACUGCCUACGGGUCAACAGGAGGUACACUGCCUCGACGCCAACGAAUGACAGGUAGUCUUACUCGUGCCACAACAAUCAGUGGUGUUGACCCCCAUGGAACUUUACGGUCUGCAUGUAGACUCGCCCAAUCUAUUCGCACUGGUGUUAUUCCACCUCCACCAUCUGAACCACCUCCUGCUACACCACUCUCUGGUUCAUUAAUGUCUGAAUUAGAGUCCAUUGGCCCAAACACAGUAACUGGCUUACUGAACCCAUUCGCUCUACAAUUACAUAACUCGCAACAACAGCAACAACAAGCUUUAGCGGCUGCUGUUGCAGCAGCUAGUGGAUUUCCUCAAGUCUUCUCAGCUGUCAAUCAGAAUAAUCUAACCAGUACUUAUAUGCUAAAUCCUGCUCUGCUUAAUGCUGAAACCAAUAAACUACUACAGUUGCAACAAGCUAAAUUAAUAGCUCAGCAUCAAGUUGGUUUGGUCGAACAACAGUUACGUCAGCAGCAGCAACAACACCAGCAGCAGCAACAACAGCAACAAUUUCUAGCUGCUGCUGCUGCUGCAAGCAGUUUGAUGCAACAUGCUAAUGUUAAUGGUCAGAGUUUAGCAAAUGCGUCAUAUAUUCAAGGUUUUGGUACAUACGGACGUACAUCUCGCCCUGGGUCGGCUAUUCCACCUCCUAUACAAUCCUAUUUAUCACCAGCAAAUUUAUUAGCUGUUCAGCAACAGCAGCAGCAACAACAACAAUUAGAACAAAGUCAAUUAUUACUGAGUGAUUCAAAUGUACAAAUGUCCACACUGAAUUUUACUGGUUCCCCAUCUGUAAAUCUAAAUUUAAAUUCAGAGCAGAAUGAUGCAUGUGUGAAUAAAUCUCCUUCCGAAUGUGGUGGCAAUGGCGGUGGAGGAUCUGGUUCAGUGGUUUACGAAAAUUCUUACAGUUCAUUCAACAAGCUUUUGUCAAACAAUAUGUUGCCUACUGCUUCACUCUGUCAAACUGGAUUACAAUCAUUUAUCACUACGAAUGUAAGUAAUCCAAAUGAUGCAAUUUAUCUGGGAACAUCACAAAAUGUGUCUAUGAUGAAUAAUGGUCCAGCCGGACAGGAUAAUAGUGCAGCUGUAAAUUGCUCACCGCUUGUUCAAACAUUUAUAUCUCCUGUACAACAGCAGCAGCAGAGUCGUGCAAAUAAUCCCGCUUUAGCUGACUCGACAAGGGGUAUUGAACCGACCUACUCAACGACAACUGAUGCUCUGCAUGGUAAAGUCAAACCUCAUUCCGAUUCAGUAGUUGUGGUUGAAAGGAAAUCUAAACAUCAUUGCCCAUGGUAUUAUUGGAUUAUAAGCAUACUGAUAUUAGCCUUUCUUUUGGCGCUUGUGCUAGCUGUGUCCUUCUCAGAGGAGAAAAAGCGUCUAGAUUAUCGAUUACAAGAACGAUUUGCCCAAGAUCCUGCAAUCAUUGGUCUUUUCGAUCCAAACUCUCCUCCAUAUAUUCUUGAAGCUUAUAAGCCUGUAAAUAUUAUCCUGGAGCCAAUGAAAUCAUGGUCAGGUCAAUGGCAUAUGCCGACAGCACGAUAUAUUCGUUAUAAUAUUACACUGUCAUCAUUAGCUUCAUCAAUCGGUGUAUUUAUGCGUCAUAAUACAAUGCCGACAAUUGUACAUUAUGAUAUAUUUGACCGGAUAACCGGACACAAUUUAUUAACUAAUUCUGGUCGACAGGAAUUAGGAAGUCGAGCUAAGCGUGCUGUCGAGCCAAAUCAUAGAACUUCAAAGCCUUUACUUCAUAUCGGUGCAAAUGAUGAAACACGUGAAACUGGACGUUUGCACUAUUUAGACGAAGGGAUUUGGUUUCUUGCCAUAGUUAACGAUCAACCUAGACGUGAACCGAUCACAUUCUCUAUUGGAGACGCAGUGAUGCGACGAGGUUGUCCAAAUGAUUGCAGUAAUCGUGGCGUGUGUGAUGGAGGGGUUUGUGACUGUGUAAAUGGAUUUAAAGGUCCAGACUGUUCAAUCGCUGAAUUACCGAAAAUCUGCAGUGGACACGGUGAUUAUGCAUCUGGUGCUUGUCGAUGCUAUCCUGAAUGGAAAGGUCAAGAAUGCCAAACAUUAUGGUCUGAGUGUGAAGAUGCAACAUGUUCAGGUAAUGGUCGCUGUGUUGUCGGUGAAUGUCAGUGUUAUGAAGGUUAUGCAGGCAGUUCAUGUCAGACACGCACAUGUAUCUCUUCUAACUGUUCUGAACACGGAGUUUGUAUUGAUGGGAAUUGUCGGUGUUUUACCGGUUGGUCUGGUAUUGGCUGUGAACUACCGGUGCCUAAUCAUUUAAUGAAUUCUAAACUAAUUCAACCAUCUGUUGGAUCAUCACCUAAAAGUAAUACUAACAGUGGAAAUAUCGGUAAUGGCAAUGGUAAACUACCAAAUCGACUAAUGAUGAAAUCAUCUUCUGCCCCAUCUUCAUCUAUACGGGCUAUGGCGUUAUCAGCUACACCUGUUAGCUUGUUAUUGGAUGCAGCUGCAGAACAAGAGUGUCCACUUGACUGUGGUCCAAAUGGUAUUUGUGACUACAUAAAUGGAUAUGAUCAACCUCAGUGUAGAUGCUUCUCUGGUUGGACAGGUUCUAACUGCAAUACAAAGCGGUGUGAUACCCGCUGCUUCAUAAAUGGACAUUGUACCAACGGUACAUGCAAUUGCAAAAUAGGAUGGAAUGGAAAAUACUGCACACUCGAUGGAUGUCCAGAUCAGUGCAGUCAACACGGUCAGUGUGUAAUGACCUCAAUCUCUGGUUUUUAUUAUUGUGAAUGUGCCGCAGGAUGGUCAGGUAGUGCUUGUCAAAGACAAAUUGAAACUACAUGUGAUGAUGGGAUAGAUAAUGAUAAUGUCUAUAUGGGUGACUUUUAUAUGUAUGAUUCUAAACAACUGACAACUCACCAAUUUUCAAGCUAUAGUGUUAGCAAUAGUCUUGUCUCAUUGUCUAAUUCAUUUCUUAGUAGUGGUGGCGAUACUGGAGGGACUCUCGGUCCGUCACCAAUACACAGUGAUCUAUGGAUUAUGAAGAGUAUUAUGCCGAAAUUAUCCGAUAAAAAUAUGAUUUCAGAGAAAUUAUGUGCAAGUGGACAUAUACAUGACAUAGUUACUCUUGGUGGACCUUAUGUACAAAUCAACUCGUUGAUGGAUAUUUCAAGUGUUUGUUUAGAUAAACAAGGUGUUGUUUGUGUCAGAAAUGGAGUACUGGUGUAUAGCAUCCCAAUAAAGGAUACACAACUGCGUCUGAUAUAUCGUUCUGAUCGAACUUCUGGUUACAAACCUGGCAUAUUAGUUCAUUUACUUGCGUCAAAUCGCGCUCCUCCGUUGAACCUGAGAGAAAUUCAUCUUGUGAUCGAUAUAGCUGGCCAACGUCAUGUGAAAAUUCUAGAACCAGAACCUGGUUUAUCAAGUACUUUCUACUGGAAUAAAACAGACGGUUACAAUCGAUCUGUUUAUGGUUUGAUUGAUACUAAAGUAUCUGUUGGUUAUGUGUAUACAAACUGUCCACGGAUAUUUUGGGAAUAUCGAAUUGCUCAUUUACCUGGUAAUGAACUCAUUAGUUCAGAUUUGGCUAACUGGAAUUUAAAUAUUUUGCAUACAUACGCAGUCAACCAUGGUAUUGUCUAUCGCGGUGAUGGUUCCCACCUCUACCUGAAACAAACAGACUGGCAUAUUAAUCCAAUUAUUGGAUUAUCUGAACAACGUCGGUUACCGAAUGAUUGUACUCAGUGUUCAAAUGAUGAUAAACCAGCCCGACAAUCGCCUCUACGUAAUCCAUACUGUUUACUGACCGAUUCUCUCGGUAAUCUCCUUAUCGGAGAUGGAGGGUUUUUACGUUGGUUAAAUUCAACUAAAUCAAAUGAUGAGUUGAGGUUUUCAUUUCUAUCAUCCUCAUCUUCAUCGUUCGGGAUGCCACCACCGAGAUCAGACUCACUGAAUAGUCAUAUUCAAGAACAAUUGAAACGUAGUGAUCGUAGACUAUGGGAACUGUUUGGUGAUUACAAACUUGACUUUCUUCAGUCCAAUUUCGAUGAAGACCAACUGACAGGCUAUUUCAUUACUGCACAUUCAAAUUAUGCUUAUCGUACAAAUGAUUAUGCUAUGCUUACAACCUUGCUAGGCAAUAAUGGGAAUAUUGGUGGAUUGGAUUUCUCGAAUGGAUUAUUUCUAUCGGAUACAGGUAGUAAAAGUAUUUGGUGGUUGAAAACCACACCGAAAUUGUCAGCACAUAUACUUAUUGGUGAGACAUGUCCCUUGUCGAACUCUAAAUCGGACACUGAUUCUGAGUCAACUUCAUCAUCAUCAACAUUUAGUAACCAAGAAUUUUGCGUGAAACAGAAUUUAAAAUCUCCUCGAGGAAUUGCCGCUACACAAAUGGAACUGUAUUUCAUUGACUCUCAGUCUAUUUGGUCAUUGCCACUGCGUCAAAUUGGUGCUAAUUUGAUUCGAUCUACCCGGCUUGUCGUCGGUGGUAAUCUUAACAAUCCAGGGAGCAAGAAAUCACCUACUUCAGCAAAUACAACUGACCCAACAGUAACAACAACUUCUACUCCAUCUCCAUCAACACCACCUUGUGAUCGAUCUAUGCCAGGUCAUCAAAUGUUGUUGCAUAACCCUAAACACCUAGUGUUUAAUCCCUUGGAACAGACAUUGUAUUUUUCAGAUAAUAACCAUGUUUAUCGUUACCACCUAGUCAGUCAAAUGGUGUCAUUAGCAGUUGGGCACCUUAAUGGUUGUCCUAUUAAAACAGAUGACUGGAGUUUUGCUCCACUGGCUACACAAGUUGAUUUAGAAGAAAUUCGUGGUCUCAGCGUCUCACCACAAGGUGAUCUGUUCAUAGCAGAACCUCGACAUAUAUGGAUUCGUCGAUCAGCUGAUAAUCGCUUGUAUCCAGUCGCUGGUAAUCAUUUUAAACAAUCAGAGACAGACUCGAGAAAUUCGAAGCAGAGUCGUUUCAACAAUAAUGAAAAUGUAAUUGAUUUAGGAUUAGCUAAAGAAUUUGUGUUUGACAGUAUCAGUAGUAUAGCUGCCAGUUUAUUUGGUGAAUUGUUUGUAGCUGACAAUUCACAUAACAGGGUUUAUCGUGUACAUUAUCAAUUACCGGAGAAAUCGGAGGCAGGUAACACAUAUCGUGUACUACAUUCACAAGCAGAGGAAAUUGAUUCAUUUGGCUCUUACGGUCAGUUGAUUUCUACAGAGAGCGCUUCUACUCAAAUGGUAUCGCACAGAUUAGAAUACCGUAAUAAUGAAAUAAGUGGUUGGCUUUCUCAAAUCCGUGGUGAUGAUCACAGUAUUAAACUGAGUAUACAUCGUGAUACCCAUGGAAAUCUACUACGCUUACAAACACCGACAGGUCGUCUAUACAAUGUGACGCUAGAGCCUGGCUCUGCACAACGUAUAAGUACUCUUAUUGAUCCAAUUAAUGGUGGCUUAUGGCGAUUUCACUAUUCCCCUGAUGGUCUUUUAACUCAUGUAAGAAAUCCUCAAGAUUCAGGAUAUGUACAGUUUCACUAUGCUGCUAAAUCAGGUCGCCUGUUGUACAUCACAUAUCCAAAUGAUAAGUCGGUCGAUGUGACUCGCACAGUUCGAAAUCAAGUCCCUGUGAAUAUGAGAUUUGAUACACUGGAUGAUAUAACUAGUCGAGAUAAUUUACCUAUCAGUCUGAGCGAUUCAUCGAAUCCAUCUGAACAGCUGGCUACAGUCAUUACAAUGCAGACAACCGAGUCAAAUAAACAUGAAAUGGAAAUAGACUAUGGUGAUUCAAAUAAUCUAUGGAAAGUUCGUCUAAGCCAGGUUUAUCAUAUUCAAAUGGAUAUGUACAGGCCACUGAAGUUAAUUCGACAGAUUACAAUACCUGGUAAUACCAUUAGAAAUGCCAUUGAACAUAUCGAUAAAUGGACCUAUCAUUUGAAUGAUGAAAGUAAUCCAAGACUAUCAGCUGAUAGUUAUUCUUCGUCAGGAAUAAAUAUGAAUAAAAAUCUGCACGCUUAUCACUUUUUCAAUACUCACUUUCGACGUAGUAUUCCAGAACAAAAUCAUAAUCAAUCUGCAUCAGAUUUAUUAAGCCGUUCUAAACGUCAGGUGUCCAGUCCUUAUUUCAAAAGAUUUUCACUUCGAUCAGAUUAUGCAAAUACUAACAACAAUAAUUUUGGUGAAGAAGUGGACUGGCAUUAUCAGAAGACUUUAGAGGUGAAUGGACAAAAUCUCUUGAAUGUGAAAUUUAAUUGGGCAUCACAGCUAGAGACGUAUCAGCAUGCUUCUACUGGACAUAUCCUCCUACAAAUUGUUUAUAAUGCAAAUUUUCAGCCGAUGAUUUUUAAUGCUUCUACGAACUAUCUACAGUCAACAGUAACUGGGCCUGAAUCAUUUCCAAUGAAAUCAGAUUAUGAUAUUAAUUAUAUGCGACCGGCUACGCUGACACUUGCCUAUACAAAGACAGGACAUUUGAGUGCAGCUGAAUGGGGCAAUGCAAGUUAUCGGUUUUCGUAUGAUGCGUCAAAUCGAUUGAAAGCAGCUGAUUUAGGUAGACCUACAGAUACUGUAUCAUUUCAAUAUGGAAAUCCUAAUAUUCCCUACCAACCAACAAUGGUUUCUGUUAGUGGAGCAGGUCUCUAUACCUUGCUUUAUUCUGACAGUCCUCUUGGCACUAGUGAAUAUCAAGAAUCUCAUUCAUCAUCUUCACCUCCCACAUUUACUCCGACAUCAAGCUAUACGGGCCUUUCUGGGAUAAUCACUCCUUCAGGCCUAAGACGUCAAUUUAAUCGAAUUAGUGGAAUAAAAGUGAAUCGCCUCAUGUUCACACCUGAUAUUGGUGAAUCGAUGAAAUUUUCAUCUGAUACUUCACAUUUGCUACGCUUUAUUUGGCCAAGCAACUAUAGGCGUAUAUCAAUAUUUCCUAGACAACAUUUCAUCGUUUAUGAUAAAACUUCAAUUCGAUGGGAUUCCAAUGGACUUAAACAACCAGUAGACAUGUUAACAGCUCCGCUUGUUCAGUUAACUGACAGCGCAUCUGGUUUCCGUCUACAAUAUCAACGUACAUUUCAAGGAAGUCUGCUACAGUCUUUACACAUAAGUCAACGAUUACCUGGUGUGAGAAAUGCUCAUCCUGAUCUCGGUGGGAUCUUAAAUGCUAAAUACACAUACGGUUAUGAUCUAAAUAUAAAUCUUGUUAGCAUUCAUACCUCACUGUUUAUCAGACGAAGUAAUGAAGAUGACUUUAGUAAUACUAUUCAUCCGGAUGAUAAAACAGUACUGAAUGAAGAGUCGUCAAUUCGACUGGAUUCAUUGACUGGUCGUGUAAUAACAAUGAAUGAAUUCACUAUCAAUCAUCAAUCCUCUUCAUUGCAUAUCACAUACAAUUUGAAAAAUAUACAACUUUAUCGUCAAUGGGAUGAUCGUCAACGCAUUGUGCAAUGUGUAUUGUAUUCGCUUAGCACUAGGCGCGAAUUAUUAUAUAAUCUUUCACUAUUAUACCAACCAAAUGCACUGCAGGCAUUGCAACAACGAGAAGAACGUGAAGGUCAAGUACCCCGAUGGAUCACAUAUGUACACGGUCCAGGUGGACGUUUAGAAGCUGUAGAUCGUGAAGAAGCUGGUACAAGCUUACAAUCACAUAGUCAGUUGAUUCAUAAUGCUGAAGGACGCAUAGCACAUCUGCGUAUAGCUACAUCAGAUCCUCAGUUACCGUUGGGUGAACGAUCAGAGUCCGGAUCUACAAGUCGUUCAGAGGAACUGCAAUUUAUCUACGAUUCAAGAGGUUUAUUAACACGACGAGGGAAUUGGCACUACAAUUUUGAUGAUGACGGUUUUCUUAUCAAACGGCAUUUGCACAACUUUUAUAUUAAUGAUCAGUUCGCCUAUAAUAGUAAAGGAUUACUUAUAUGGGCUGAGCGUACUGUGGAUAAGCGUGUUGAAUCGUCAUCUACUGAUAGUUUUCAUUCACCAUCAUCAGAGCAAUGGGCUUUAGAAGAUGAUGCAGGCUUGAAACGGUCCUAUUCAGUUCAAUUUGUUUAUGAUUCCCAAGACCGGUUAAUAAUUGUACGUGAUACAGUAGUUGUACGUGAUUUAGUCCAAUAUUUCUAUGCUGAUCCGAAACAUCCUACGCGUCUAACGCAUAUUUUCAAUCAUGGUCGAUUAAAAACUAUUCGACUACUAUACGAUCCUAUACAUGGUCAUCUUUUCGCCUUGGAGCAAUAUGACAAUGGUGGUCUAAACACAAAUAAUAAUGAGAAAAUAAACAAUCUGAAUCCUAACAAUAUUCAGUCGUCAAUAAAUUCAUUUGAUGAUAGUCAGUUCCACCAAGAUUCAACUGCCUCAGUUCAGAAACGUGUAUUCUUUGUUAUCACUAAUCAUGAAGGUAGUCCGACGGCAGCAUUUUCUGAGAAUGGAAAAUUGACGUGGGCUGCUGAAUAUUCUGCUACGGGAAGUCGACGUUUAACAUUGCCCAGUCGUAACAAUUUCUUUACUCGUGCUCUUAUUGAGGAAGUUGACUUGCCACUGGGUUAUGCAUCGUGUAUCACAGAUUUUCAUACAGGGUUCCUGUUUUGCCCACCAGUUAACCGUGCAUACGAUCCUCUAGGCGCAACAUUCACAAGUCCCGAUUGGCGUGGUCUUAUUUCUUCCCGACUACCAAGUGUAAAACGUGAUCCAUCUGUCUUGGAUACUCAUAAAUGGGGUCUUAUUGAACAAGAAUUGCUGGGAAUUGGUCCAUAUGGCUUGUUUUCGGAACUUCGUAAAGCUAUGAAAUCGCCUAUUUGGUGGCUUAAGCAAAUCGGUUUCAAUGUGAAUAAUUUUCUCACAAAGUUUGACACAUUUGACGGCAGUAUGGAGAGUAAUAGUAGAAACCCUUUGAAAUGCGGAUUACCUUUAUUUCCCAUUGACAUUACAUCCACUAAUUCAAUUGGUCAUACUCACAAUCAAGUAUAUCAACAAUUAAAUAGCAAACUUGAACGUCUCAGUAUGCUUGGAUCGAGUCGUUUAACCCCGGGUGGAUCAUAUGGCAGUGGAUUAUCAAGCUUUCUUCUUGACCCAAUGGAUGUCAAUGAUGAAAUGGCUUUACCUCUGUUGCCUGCUAAUACAAUGUUUGGACCUGAAGUUGGCUAUUCAGUGGGUCAUAAUGGACUGGUUGAAGUAGUUGCAGUUAAUCACUCUCAGCCGGUUAGCAAUCCCUAUCAAUUCAAGACAACAGAUAAUUUAUUGGCAACAAAACUUGCCUCUAUACUUAUCUCAGGUACAAAUCUUGUAGAUUGGUGGAGUUAUUCCAAGUCAUCUUUGUCGUCAUCUUCAGCACCAAAGUCACCACAAGCCUCUUCAUCGUCAUCAGAACUGGAUGAUAAACUUUUUAUCCAAUUAUUUGUAUCUCACAGAAAAGAUUUUCAGACUACAUUUAAACAAUUGACCACACUGGGAUUCAAGUUACCGGUGUAUAAUCCAAUAAUUGGUAUCAAUCUAACAAUGAUGAUCACAAAUGAUAAGCAUAAAGAAUUAUGGCUAACACGAUAUAACUUACAAUGGAGGAUAAGAUAUGCCAAUUCAGCAUCAGAUUCAUGGUCCAAUCUUAUUAAUUCAACUAUUGAUAAUGCUAAAGAACGCGGUGAAAUGUUAGCUUGGUUGAAUGAAGCAAAAUUAAUUCAACAACUACUCUCAACACCAACUACAUCUUCAACAUCAACAAUGGAUAACUUUAUGAAUCUAAAUGCAAUCGUUAAUCAUAAACUGACUUCUAAGUAUAUACUAGGAUUUAACUAUCCAUGGAAUAGAUAUGAAGUAAACGAAUUGGCGCAAAUAUUUUACAAGAUAAGGGAAUAG